Messenger RNA from Glarea lozoyensis ATCC 20868, 402 nucleotides. RefSeq lists its product as uncharacterized. The record is from RefSeq and is a predicted model, not a curated record. Bases 1 to 402 code for a protein of 133 amino acids. NCBI's taxonomy places the organism in Eukaryota, Fungi, Ascomycota, Leotiomycetes, Helotiales, Helotiaceae. The transcript has 2 exons.
AUGUACCUCUCAAACGUAUUCACAACCUUCCUCACCAUCCUCCUCACCAGCUACACCAAUCCCGCCCACGCAGGCUGCUACGUCACCGGCGACUUCAUCAGCGCCGAAGAAACAGGCAUCCAGGUCGGCCGAGCCUGUCAUGGUUAUGGCAACCCGCGCGUCGCAGGUGCAUUUCAAGGCGUCUUUGCCCCUCUACAGAAGAAAUCGUCCUGUGUCAAUGUGUCGGGUGGACAGCAUGUUGAUAUGGAAAUCACGAAUCUGAGUACGACGACGAGUCUGAAUCUGGAUGAUGAUGUCUGUCAGGCGGAGAUGAUGGUUAAUGUUUAUAAUUGUAAUCAAGGGGGGUGGCAUGAUGCUGGAGGGUGGAAAUAUAGGGUUGAUCCCAAUCCUGGAUCUUGCUAG